Molecule: messenger RNA, 1631 nt
Organism: Lolium rigidum
Lineage: Eukaryota; Viridiplantae; Streptophyta; Magnoliopsida; Poales; Poaceae
Product: beta-hexosaminidase 3-like
Exons: 14
Coding region: 1-1593 (530 amino acids)
Biological process (GO): glycosaminoglycan metabolic process; carbohydrate metabolic process
Cellular component (GO): membrane
Molecular function (GO): beta-N-acetylhexosaminidase activity
Source: RefSeq, a predicted model, not a curated record
AUGGCGCCGGCGCUGCUGAGGCUGCUGCUGGCGCUCACCGUGGCCGCGUGCUGCGCCGUCGCAGGGGCCGCGGCCGGCGGCCGCCGCGGCCGCGUCGACCUGUGGCCAAUGCCGGCGUCGGUGAGCCGCGGGGCCAGGACGCUCUACGUGGCCAAGGACCUCCGGCUGUCCACGGCCGGGAGCGCCUACGCCGACCGGAAGGCCAUCCUGGCGGGUGCCUUCACGAGGAUGCUGGCCGUCGUCCAGAUGGACCACGCCAUCAACGGCAGCUACGCCGGCCUCCCCGUGCUCGCCGGCGUCAAAGUGGCCGUCCACUCUGCGGACGACGAGCUCAAGUUCGGGGUGGAUGAGUCGUACAAGCUGACAGUGCCCGCGACCGGGACUCCAAUCUACGCCCAAAUCGAGGCCCAGACAGUUUUCGGGGCGCUCCAUGCUUUGGAGACAUUCAGCCAACUGUGUUACUUCGAUUUCGUUCUGGGUGUGACUGGGCUCCAUUCGGCCCCUUGGACUAUCGUCGACGCGCCCAGGUUUCCUUACCGAGGGCUUCUUAUUGAUACUGGAAGGCAUUAUCUUCCUAUCCCAGUAAUCAAAGGUGUAAUCGAUUCAAUGACCUACAGCAAGUUGAAUGUUCUCCAUUGGCACAUGGUGGAUGAGCAGUCCUUUCCUCUCGACAUACCUUCAUACCCAAAGUUAUCGAAUGGUGCAUACUCUUAUUCUGAAAAAUAUACAAUGAAUGAUGCACUCGACAUUGUACAAUAUGCUGAAAAACGAGGUGUGAAUGUCUUGGCUGAGAUCGAUGUCCCUGGCCAUAGUCGCUCGUGGGGUAUAGGAUAUCCGGCACUGUCACCAUCAGCUACCUGUCAACAACCACUUGAUGUCAGCAACGACUUUACAUUUAAAGUGAUCGAUGGAAUUCUGUCAGAUUUUAGCAAGGUUUUUAAGUUCAAGUUUGUCCAUUUGGGAGGGGAUGAAGUCAAUACAAGUUGCUGGACUACCACACCACGCAUUAAAACAUGGUUGCUUCAACAUGGUAUGAAUGAGUCGGAUGCCUACAGAUAUUUUGUGUUGAGAGCUCAACAGAUAGCAAUAAAACAUGGCUACGACAUUAUUAACUGGGAAGAAACAUUUAACAACUUUGGGGACAAGUUGGACCGCAAAACUGUGGUGCAUAACUGGCUCGGAGGUGGAGUUGCAGAGCAAGUGGUUUCUGCUGGUCUGAGAUGCAUUGUAAGCAACCAGGAUAAGUGGUACCUAGAUCACUUGGAUGCUUUAUGGCAAGGAUUUUAUAUGAAUGAACCAUGGACAAAUAUCUACAACCCGGAACAACGGAAGUUGAUUCUUGGUGGUGAGGUAUGCAUGUGGGGUGAACACAUAGAUGCAUCUGACAUUCAGCAAACCAUUUGGCCCCGUGCUGCGGCAGCUGCAGAGCGGCUGUGGACACCCCUUGAGAAGCUCGCAAAGGACCCAUCAACAGUCACUGCAAGAUUGGCACGUUUCAGGUGUUUGCUGAACGAAAGAGGGGUCGCUGCUGCACCGCUGGCUGGCUAUGGCCGCACGACACCAUCAGAACCAGAUUCCUGUAUAAGGCAGUAGGAUAUUUGGUAAAUACCAUUCAUACAGGAAUAAACAUC